AGUAAAUCAUUUGCAGUAAAAUUGUACACCUCGUCGAGCACAAAAGGACUCGAAAUGUUAACGUGAACAUUUGUUUAAAUUCGCGCCGAAUCCUGUCUAGUGAUUCGAAAAAGAGGAAUUUAUCGCAGGGACUUUCGAGCGCGGGAAAUGUCUCGCGAUCGUCGGCUGUUCCCGGGUUCCCGCGCAAACGAGCGAUCGGCGCCAAAAUAUCUGACGUGCAUGCGCACUAUCAUCAUGGUUGCGCGGGCCGCGGCUUCAUUGGACUUCAUUCGGCUUUCAGCGUUCGGUGUUGGCGUGUCAGCACGAUUCCGAGCGCAUCUUCCUAUCUAUCUCGCAGUCGCACUUCCUCCCCGUUCCUCCCUCGUGCAAGGAAUAAGCAAACGUACUUGAUUUAACGGCAAGACAUGUCUGGACGCGGCAAAGGUGGUAAGACCAAGGGAAAGGCGAAGACCCGUAGCAGCAGGGCCGGGCUGCAGUUCCCUGUGGGAAGAAUUCAUCGUCUUCUCAGGAAAGGCAACUACGCGGAACGCGUUGGUGCCGGUGCUCCCGUUUAUCUCGCCGCCGUGAUGGAGUAUCUGGCGGCCGAAGUGCUCGAAUUGGCUGGAAAUGCUGCCAGGGACAACAAAAAGACUAGGAUAAUUCCACGCCACUUGCAACUGGCCAUUCGCAAUGACGAAGAAUUGAACAAAUUAUUGUCUGGAGUGACCAUUGCUCAAGGUGGAGUCCUGCCUAAUAUCCAAGCGGUUCUGCUGCCGAAGAAGACCGGUACUGGUGGCUCUGGAAAGGGCGACAAGGCGUCGCAGGAAUAUUAGAUUAUUACACGUUUAUAACUUUAACCGUAAUUCUAGAGACAUGCCUUUAUUUCGCAAAACCGGAGGAAAAGGAACGAAUGUCCUUACAAAUCUGUGCAACAGGGCUGGUUUUACAUGGUUGACGAUAAAAAAUUAUGGAGAUUGAUAACAAACAUCGGUUACGUUCAGCAAAGAAAGCAGUUUUGCUAUUAAA
Molecule: messenger RNA, 1005 nt
Organism: Atta colombica
Lineage: Eukaryota; Metazoa; Arthropoda; Insecta; Hymenoptera; Formicidae
Product: histone H2A-like
Exons: 3
Coding region: 405-812 (135 amino acids)
Cellular component (GO): nucleosome
Molecular function (GO): protein heterodimerization activity; structural constituent of chromatin; DNA binding
Source: RefSeq, a predicted model, not a curated record